UGUCAUCUCUGAUAAACAGCGUGGGCAGGACAAUCACCGUGUCAGUCUACUGCAGUACUCACCUGACGGCGCCGUAAGAUUGGAGUUCACUCCAGACAUCUAUACCUCAUGAAUGAGCUUAGUGGGUUUUCGAGAUAAAGUAAAUGAGGGUUUCGUGAUAGAUUUGAAGAAAUAAAUAUAUGCCGAUUUUUCUUUGAAUUAUCCUAUCGAUUAAUGUUGUGUUGCGUUCACGUUUCUUCUUUAUUGACUAUCUUUCCAUAGGAUGAAUAAUUUUAUUACUCGAGUGACGUGUGGUCGGCCUGUGUUUAGCAAAGUGUUAGUUUGCAUUUGGAUGCAACAGGUGUUUGUUUCGCACAAGGUGAUCGCGUACAAACGUCUGUGUUUGUAGAUUUCAUGGCGACUUCAUAAAUCAUUCUCGUGGACAAGUUUCACCGAGCCAGGUUACAAGCUAGAGAGUCCAUCAAGCAAGCAAACAGUGUGUAAUUGAUCAAACCAUCAUCACAUUAAGUCGAGGAGAGCGAGAAAGAGCUUGGCAGGCAGUCGGGGAAAAAGUUGCCUUGUGAAAUCGACGAACAAGGUGACGUAUCUGAAAGUAAAGGGAAUGAAAGUGACAGUGGAAUUGGAAGAAACAUUGUAUUGUCAUUGAACAUCUUUUUUUUUGUAUUUACCGCGGCCAGAUAAAUGAUAAGCUGCACGCAGUUUCGUAAUGGUAAUUUGUCUGAUUAGAUUUGUAUUUCAUUUUCCUUCCUUGGCGGAUCAGUGGAGCGUGGAUGCCUGUCAUAAAUUACACCAAUUUUUAUAAUGGACAUCUAAUUUCGUGCAUCUCUUUUCGGGGUUACAGCAGUGAGUGGAUUCCGUUCAACUGUUGUGGCGUUGUUUCGUCUCGAUUGAGAGUAAUUAACUUCACCGCGGAAUCAAUAGGCUCGUGCGUGGAAUCAGAGACUAAGAAGAGAGUGGAUGAGAGAGGAGAUCCAAUCAAUUGUUCCAUUAGGGGAUUAGUCGAUCACUAACGUUUUUAGAAACAAUUCCAAUUUGGAAUACAUGCCUGACUGAACGCUGUGUGUAUUGUGACGGUCGCCUCGAUGUCAGCUCACGAUCAGCGCCACGGUAUUACCAUCUCGCUCAGCAGUGUGGUAGGUUAUCUGCGAAGGCUCCGCCGGAGUAGACGCUACAGGCGAGACGAAAAGGAGGCGGGAAGGCGACAAAUGAACGGUCGUCUUGGCCGAACACGAGACAGCGAAGACCCCGUCCUAGAGCCGCAAGACAUGCCGGAGAGCAGCGGCGGAACAGGUGGUGGUGGGACCGGCAUCAAUGGAAGUACCGCGGAUGGAUCCGGUCCAGGCACCAGCGGCAACAACAGCAACGGAAGCGGGGGCGGAGGUCGAGACAGGUGCCCGACCGCUAUCAAACUCUUCGCCGCUAGAUACUUCAAAUUCUUGUGCGGCGCCGGCGUCCUCCUUGGAACGAUUUCUUUUAUUCUCAGUAUAAUUGCCAUAGCAACGGACCAGUGGCUACAGGCUGAACUCAUCUAUGAAGUGCCUAAUGUAAACGUGAAUGAUACUCGCGGAGGAAACAGUACAAUCACCCGAGGUGAAAGAAUAUCAACGGGAAUAUGGAACUUAUGCUUUGAGAAGUUCGAGGAAGGAGUUAUAACAGACGCCGGGUGUCACUCAAUAAAUAAUAUGUUACGAGCGCUACAUGAUGAAACUCACAGAACCUUCUUCCAAUCGCUAGGAGCAUUUGAAGUUAUUAGCACAGCAGCAACGUUUACUGGAUGCACAGUAGCCAUAAUAGCCAUGUUACACCAGCAACCCUUGGCUAUGUUAGUCGCGGGAUUUACCAUGCUAUUUUCAGGUCUCUUUAUGCUGGUAGGCCAUCUGAUGAUGUUGACAGCCCACCAAGAAACGGGCGACAUGGACAACGUAUCCCUGGUCGGCCAGCUCUUCAAGGACGCCACCUCGUCCCGCUACGGUUGGUCCUUCGUGGUCGCCUGGAUAUCGUUCAUCCUGUGUGUGACGGCCGGCAUCACCGACUUCCUUGUCUACCGCAACUUCCGGAAGAUCACGGACGAGCUUCACAACACGCCCUCUCGCGUCAAGUACAUGCAAAGACAAACACCCGUCAAUAUCGGUUCAACGAUAUGAAGUUUUUAUGUACACCGGACUGUUCGUUGUUUAGGAAUGUAAAGCUAUGUGUGGUCGGUAUUUUUAUGAAAUAGGCCGACCUUUGUAUUUUUGAUAAAAUCAGAUUGACCCAAAUGAUUAUCAUGGUAAUUGAAAAACACCAUGAUAUUGUGCAUACAAUCCUUUUUAACGUGCACAGUUCGUAUGAGGAAUGUCGUGUAUAUAUAUUUUUGAGUCUCUGAAAACAUAUUUUCAAUGAAGAUAUGCCAUAUUAAUUGAGGAAGAGCAGCAUUUUUUAAUUUAUGAAAUGAAAGGAGAAGGUUAACAAAUAAAUAUAGCUUGAAGGAUACUGAAUAUAUGAAUGGAAAUAUUUUUUCAAAAUGUAGAAAUAUUUCAGCCUACUGUAUAGAGUUAAGUAUUAAUGAUUUUAGAUAAGGGUUUUAUUUAAAAAUCAAUCUAAGUUCUUACUGACUGUUAGUGGUUUAUUUGGAUACAGGUUGACCGGAUAGUGAAACUAAAACUUAAGUGCCUUAUCAUAAUUAGUUAGUGGGCAAAUUAAAACACGAUAGAAUAUGGAUGUCAGAAUGGAAAUCUAUUCAAUAGAAAUAUUAUCUGGGGACCUUUCGAAUAACAACAUAAAUCAUCCAGAAAAAAAAUGCACUUUGCACUCUGAACUCUAUACCCCCCCCCCCCCCCCGCUACAUAUGCUCAUAUCGAAACGGAAUGUGUUGGUAUCAGAAAUCAUAAUUCAAAUAGAAGCUGAAAAUAAUCCCUUAAAAAUACACAGCAAAAAAUGUGGUGUUAACGGGUGUACAUAGAGGACCACACCAGCUAUUUUACACCGGUGUUAAAUUGACAGUGUUAGUUUAACACUUAUAGGUGUCAUUACAGCACGUUGGGUUGUUACAUUUACACUCUUUGGUGUUAUGUUCAAUCUCUAGGGUGUAAUUUUAACACCUAAGGGUGUGGUCGUCUAUUAACACCAACUGGUGUCAGUUUUAACACCACAGUUUUUACAGUGUAUGUAAUUGUCAAAACCAGUUUCCCAAGCUUGAGGGGUAUGGUUGACUAUGAAGGGGCGAGGGGAUCAAGGAAGGGGAGCUACACUGUUACCUCGUCACCCCUUUACUUUAUUAUUAUGUAGUAUGCCUGAGAUCAUCACACCAGCAACUUCUUAAGACUCCCAAGACACGUGUAGCAUAUGGUGCGCGAGCUUUCUCUGCCUCAGCACCUUCUCUCUGGAAUGAAUUGCCAUUAAAUUUAAGAAUUAUACCAUCACUAGAGACCUUCAAAUCUAAACUGAAGUCUUAUCUUUUUUAACAGUAUUAUUUUUAUUGGCACUUUGACACUCAUCCAAACUUUCUUAUUCUUUAUUUUCUUGUGCGCCUCGGAAUAGAAUAUUUCUAGAUAUAUGGCGCUAUAUAAAUGCCUAUUAUUAUUAUUAUACCCUCCAUCGUUCAAUAAAACAAGUGUGUCAACUCUCAAACUGCCCAAAUUGACCUGAUAAUGAUUUUUAUUUCGCUAUUCUGCUAAGACAUUCUUCCUCCUCCUCUCACUCAAAUUAAAUUAAGCCUGGGCUACACCGGAACCGAAUCAACUGCGAAUCCAUCCGAAUACCGCCGUUUCGGGAGUAUUAUGUUCCCCCUUAACGAAUGCGAGAAAAUUUGGGAGGGAUCGGGAACAUUCAAAUCCACCGAAACCAUCCGAAUCAGGCCGUAUUCGGGCAGAAUCGGUCCAAAUUUAUUCGGAAGAAUUCGGUAUUGGUGUAACCCGGCCUUUAGUGAAAUUUGACCACGUCUGAUCUGCAGUGUGAAUUGCGGCUCCUGCCCCGUUAAUAAGAAGACAAAGAAGAUGAGAAGGGAAUGAAGACUUAAGACAGGGGAAAAAUUGAAUGGCGAAAAGUAAGAGACGAAUAGGGGAGAAAGUGGGGUAGACACAGUUCUGCAAAGAAAACGAACCAUUGAUAUAUUUCCAGGGGGAAUUUUAACACGUCCGAACUAUCCUUUUAUUGGCAAUCAAUAACAAUGUCACGCAAGGCGACAAUUACUUCCUGAAGGGGGGAAGGAAAGCAUGAGGGUUGUCAUGGAAACCCCUCUUUCCGCGUCUCAUUAAAUUAACAAGGGACUUGGCAUGUAUAUAAUCUCCGCGACGAAAAUAGUGCGUGAAAGGGACAAGAGGGUAUAGUAAAAGGGAAUAAAGUAAAAAUUGAUAUGAUUAUCACGGUGUAUAAUAAGGAUACAGGUUAAUCUGAUGAGGUUAGAAAAAAAUAAUAUACAUGCCACCCUCCACAUUAUAGAGUUUUGAUACUGCAUGCCAUCCCAGGAGCUGCGGCAGGAUUUUAUGUGGGGAGGUGGGGGCAGGACGACUUAAAUAUGACGUUGUAUCAUUUUCGCUUAAAUGGGUAUCGUGGCUGUUUUAAGGUUACACGGCCAGACCUCUUUUUAUACCAUUCUUUCGCCCCCCCCUACCCCUUUUUUUCACUACUAGAAAAAAAUUAGGGACAGGGCAAUCAAAAACCCCAUGCACCUCUGUGGAUGUGCACCGCCCAAGCCUGAAUCAACAGCCCAUGAUAUUUGAGAAUAACGAGGCGUGGUAAAAAUGUCAAGCGUUUGUUUGGUGAAGAUAAUUCGGAUCUGAAUAAUGGUAUAGAAUGUAGAUUGAACGAAUUGAAUGUCAUGAUCUUAUUUGCUAUUAUUUUGUACGUAGACAUAUCCAUAUUUAAAAUGGCAAAUAAUAUUGUAAGCAUGUCAGCUGUUACGUUCAGUAAUGGCUUAAUAACAGAAAGCAUUUAUCUUGGGGUCGCAGGAAAUACGAUCAUCAUCAUCAUUCUUAUUUCAAAAACUGGCCUGAUUCACUGUAACACCAUGAACAACAACAGAACACCUCAGAUACUACCUUAUAUCAUUUGCCCCCCCCCCCCGCGUUUGCGCCCCCUCCUCCGUCAUCUCUCUCUCCUCUUCUUCCUUUCUCUCCUUUUCUUCCUCUUUCUCUUCCUCCUUUCUUUUCCUCCCCUUCCUUCCCCCUUCUCUCUGAUUAUGCGUUCAAUAUUAUAAGAACGCCAUGUGCACAAACAUGAAUGAAUAAUUUAGAGCAGCACAUAAAAUUUGAAUGACGUGAUGACGGCAAAUUUUUUUUGGGGGGAGGUGGUUGGUGGGGGUUGUAAAUAAGAACAUUAUCAUUCUUCAAAUCAUCGGCGGGGAUGUGAAAUCGAAUUCGUCAUAGUGACAUCAUCAUUGUAUUUUCUUUUCGCGCAUCAUUCACGAGACAUGUUAUGAAAAUUGAAUGAUGAACGAUACUUUAAUGAGAUCGUGUGUUUUAUAUUUCGAUAUUUUCCCGUUGUACAGUUUGUGGCCUUUUUUACAUGAAUAUCUUAAAAGGCAACGAAUGUAAAUUUUUUGCCUUUUCCUGGUCCUUCAAAGUACUUCUUUCCUGUAUAUAAUUAUCUAAAUGUUUUCAUCCUUGUCUAAAUUGGGAUUUUCUUAUAUCGUAGCACCGCUGUAAUUAUAUCACACAAAUUAUUAUAGUAUAUAGCGCACAGAAAUGUAUUAUUUAUAUUUUUGAUACAGGUGUAUAUGAUGAAUGUCGAUCGUUAAUAACUCGUCUUCUGGUCGGGUCGAAUUGUAUUUAUCCACUCGUUGGGGGCGUGUGUUCAUUUCUUUCUGCAACAUUGAAUAUUGUGUGUAUAAGUCAUCGAUGUUACAUGAAUAUAUCAAUCUCAUUUUUCUGGAGUAAAUAAAUAUUGAUUAUUUUCUAAAAUGUGAUUUAUGAUAUAGUGUUAUAUCCGGUAGCUUAUCGGGAUACAUUAUGGCUCAAAUAUUUGACUGUUAUUUUCUUUUUAAAUCAUUGGGACUUUUAAAGGGGAAGUUCACCCCGAGGUUUUUGUUUAUCUAUUUUUUUAAAGCAAAAAUCUUAAGAGAAAAAUAGUGAAGGUUUUAUGAAAAUCCGUCAAAGAAUAAGAGGGUUAUGAAUUUUUAAGUUUUCAAUUCAUGACGUCAUAUGCAAGCAGCUUAUCCAUAAUUAUAUUUCCAUAAAUUACUUUUUUUUCAUAGAAUUUUAUGAACGUGAAUAGUUUUGAUAGAGAAGGGUUAUUAUGACUGUUUCUAAUGAUACAUCAACAGUACAAAUAAAACCACUCUCGAUUUUUUGAGAAAAUUGCAUUUGGGGGAAUUUAUAUCACAUGGUAUAUGUAGAAACUGCUCAUCUGUGACGUCUUAGAGUCAACUUUUUCUUUAAAAAAGAAAAUACUAGUAAAGAAAUGCAAAAAGAUAUUUCCCUUCUCGGUAGUUAUGAACUUACUUUACAAGUAAUUCCUCUUUAUAAUUGAGUCGUGAUAUUACUUUCAAAAAUUGUUAUUGUUGUGGAAAGUGAUGACGUGUUACGAAAGAUGAUGAAUAUUUCAUUAAAACCACAUUAUUCAUGGUAAAA
Molecule: messenger RNA, 6548 nt
Organism: Lytechinus pictus (painted urchin)
Lineage: Eukaryota; Metazoa; Echinodermata; Echinoidea; Temnopleuroida; Toxopneustidae
Product: transmembrane protein 114-like
Exons: 4
Coding region: 1083-2144 (353 amino acids)
Cellular component (GO): plasma membrane
Source: RefSeq, a predicted model, not a curated record